Rhea pennata is the source of this 11922-nucleotide messenger RNA. It is a transcript of the gene FER, whose product is annotated as FER tyrosine kinase. Bases 223 to 2691 code for a protein of 822 amino acids. Gene Ontology annotation, biological process: peptidyl-tyrosine phosphorylation; cell adhesion; Fc-epsilon receptor signaling pathway. NCBI's taxonomy places the organism in Eukaryota, Metazoa, Chordata, Aves, Rheiformes, Rheidae. The transcript has 20 exons. Gene Ontology annotation, molecular function: ATP binding; non-membrane spanning protein tyrosine kinase activity. The record is from RefSeq and is a predicted model, not a curated record.
GGCGCACGUGACGCUGGUGGGGCCGUGACGCCUGCCGUGGCGGAGGGGCUCGGCUUGUCAGAGUUUCUGGAAAACAAAAGGUGUUUUUUGGAAAGUGAAAGUCAGAAGAAGCAGCUGGUGGCGUAAAGAGAAGUAUACUAAGGAUCAUUUCUUGGAGAAAAAUUUUUAAGAUGUGGUAAAGAGGAUAUCUUGUCACCUGUACGGUAUAUAGUGCCUUAAAAAAUGGGGUUUGGAAGUGACCUGAAGUAUUCUCAUGAAGCUUUAUUAAAACUGCAAGAUUGGGAACUACGACUGCUCGAAACAGUGAAGAAAUUUAUGGUCAUGCGAGUAAAAAGUGAUAAAGAGUAUGCCUCCACUUUACAAAAUCUGUGUAAUCAAGUAGAUAAAGAGAGCACUUGUCAACUGGAUUAUAUCAGCAAUGUGUCCAAGUCUUGGUUGCUCAUGGUACAGCAGACAGAACAGUUGAGCAAAAUAAUGAAGACACAUGCAGAGGAUCUUAAUUCUGGUCCUUUGCAUAGGCUUACAAUGAUGAUCAAAGAUAAGCAGCAAGUGAAGAAGAGUUAUGUAGGUGUUCAUCAACAAAUUGAAGCAGAGAUGUACAAGGUCACAAAGACAGAACUGGAGAAACUAAAAUCUAGCUAUAGACAACUAAUAAAAGAAGUAAAUUCUGCCAAAGAGAAGUAUAAAGAAGCUGUGGCUAAAGGAAAGGAGACUGAAAAAGCCAAAGAUCGGUGUGAUAAAGCCACUAUGAAGCUUCAUAUGUUGCAUAACCAGUAUGUGUUGGCACUGAAAGGAGCACAGUUACAUCAGCACCAAUAUUAUGACACUACACUUCCUCUGUUACUUGAUUCCCUACAGAAGAUGCAAGAAGAAAUGAUUAAAGCCCUAAAAGGGAUCUUGGAUGAAUAUAGCCAGAUCACUAGUCUCGUAACAGAAGAGAUUGUGAAUGUCCAUAAGGAGAUCCAGACCUCUGUUGAACAGAUAGACCCUAACUCUGAAUAUAAUGACUUUAUAGAAACUCACAGGUCAUCAGAAGUUAUUGAACAAGAAAUAGAGUUUGAUACAUCUUUACUAGAAGAAAAUGAAAACCUUCAAGCGAAUGAGAUCAUGUGGAAUAAUCUAACAGCAGAAAGUUUGCAAGUCACGUUAAAAACAGUAAUAGAAGAACUCAUGCAGACACAACAGACUCUUUUGAGCAAAGAAGAACUUGUGCUGGAACUAGAGAAGAAAAUAGAAGAAUCUUCUAAAACUUGUGAAAAGAAGUCAGAUAUUGUACUUUUGCUGAGCCAAAAGCAAGCACUGGAAGAACUCAAGCAAACAGUUCAGCAAUUAAGAUGCUCUGAGGCAAAAUUUGCAGCACAGAAAGAACUACUGGAGCAAAAGGUUCAAGAGAAUGAUGGGAAAGAGCCACCACCUGUAGUGAAUUAUGAAGAAGAUGCCAGAUCAGUCACUUCUAUGGAUAAGAAGGACAAAGUCUCAAGGUUUGACACUAUUCGUCACUCUAUAGCUGGAAUUAUAAGAUCUCCAAAAUCUAUGCUGGGCUCAUCGUCGUUCUUUGAUGUAAUAUCAACCACUGAGAAACCGUUGGCAGAGCAAGACUGGUAUCAUGGUGCAAUUCCAAGAAUAGAAGCCCAGGAGCUGUUAAAACAGCAAGGAGACUUCUUGGUGCGAGAGAGCCACGGGAAACCUGGUGAAUAUGUCCUUUCUGUGUUUUCAGAUGGACAACGGAGGCACUUUAUCAUACAAUAUGCUGAUAAUCAGUAUCGUUUUGAAGGAACUGGAUUUCCAACCAUUCCUCAGCUCAUAGACCAUCAUUAUACAACAAAGCAAGUUAUUACAAAGAAAUCUGGUGUUGUUCUGCUGAAUCCUGUUGUUAAGGAUAAGAAAUGGGUUCUCAACCAUGAAGAUGUCACGCUGGGGGAAUUACUUGGCAAAGGUAAUUUUGGUGAGGUAUAUAAAGGAACAUUAAAGGAUAAGACUCCCGUUGCUGUAAAAACUUGUAAAGAAGAUCUUCCUCAGGAACUGAAAAUAAAAUUUCUAUCAGAAGCCAGAAUACUCAAACAAUAUGAUCAUCCUAAUAUUGUAAAACUUAUAGGAGUUUGCACACAACGGCAACCUAUUUAUAUUGUUAUGGAACUUGUUCCAGGAGGUGAUUUCCUGUCCUUUUUAAGAAAGAAGAAGGAUGAGCUAAAAACCAAACAGUUAGUGAAAUUUUCAUUAGAUGCUGCUUCUGGUAUGGCGUAUCUUGAAUCUAAAAACUGUAUACACAGAGACCUGGCUGCAAGGAACUGCUUAGUAGGUGAAAGCAACAUUUUGAAAAUAAGUGAUUUUGGAAUGUCUCGUCAAGAAGAUGAUGGAGUAUACUCAUCUUCAGGCUUAAAGCAGAUUCCUAUCAAGUGGACUGCUCCAGAAGCUCUGAACUACGGGAGAUACACAUCUGAGAGUGAUGUAUGGAGCUUUGGAAUCCUGUUGUGGGAGACCUUCAGUUUAGGAGUGUGCCCCUACCCUGGAAUGACCAACCAACAAGCACGAGAACAAGUGGAAAAAGGAUACAGAAUGUCAGCACCACAAAAGUGUCCAGAAGAAAUAUAUAAAAUAAUGCAGAGGUGCUGGGACUACAAACCUGAAAAUCGGCCAAAAUUCAGUGAGAUUCAGAAAGAGUUGUCUUCCAUCAAAAAGAAAGUGACAUAGUGAUAAACUAGUGCCAAACUCAAUCUGCGGGACUUUAUUUUCCAGUGAAAUAAUAUUUUCCCCUCAAACACUAUGCGUUUAUACAGCAUUGUUUGCAAUAUUCUUCUAGGGUUACUUUAAAAUUAACUGUUUUUAUAUGCUAGUGUACCACCUUGAAUGAUGUCUACACCUGCAUUAAAGACAUAUUCUGCCAAAUGCUAUAUAUCCAGUCACAGUAAUAUUGUCAAUUAGGAUACAUGUAAAUAGAAAAGCACAUAAUAUAGAAUUAAGAGACUGUGGCUUCUAUCUAUUUUACAGCAAGUAACUGCUAGUGACAUUUUUCAGAGGUUUUCUACUUUAUACUGUGUUCUCUUUCUGUUAUCCCUGUCCCAGCUAUCAACAUCAAUGGCGCUCUGAUGUGGUGACUGUGUCAUACACGAUAGCCUUAAAACUGAAAGCAGGUUUUAACAAGUAUUUCAACGAGAAAUUUUUGUAUUUUUUAAAUUCUUUCUGCAACUGAACAAUAUUUUCAAACGAUGCUUUGCUUUAAGGAUGAAGGUUGAUUAAGAUUCUGGAUACAAAUGUAUUAACUAAACCGCGAAUUUUCUUUUGUAGAAAUUAAGAGUUACAUCUGCAUUUCUUACCACAUUAUAGUAAAUACUUCUGACUUUGGAUAUGAUUUACUUAAACUACUGCUUUUUUCCUAUGAAGUCACCAGAUUUUGGUAAUAUAUCUCCUUUGCAAUGACCUAUGUUUAUUUAAGAAAUGAAAAGGCCAAUAUCAAGUCCUGACUAUACAUACAUGGUUAGGAAAUACUGCAAAUCACCUGCCCUCCAAAGAAUAAGUGAAAGCUGUUGAUGCAAACAUGUAGAAAAGGCCAGCAACAAGGUUUGCUAACAAUUGCAGCAUGCAAUUGAUGAUAACCAAUAUAGAUAUGGUUAUAUCUAAUAUGAUAGAUGAUAACCAAUUAUACUGAUUUGAGAGAGGUAAAGAAUGCGAAUGGCUAAAUUUGCUUUUGAUCUUGAAUGUUUUUCCUUAAAUUUAUAACGAUUUUCCGUAUGCAACUGGAGUCUGCAAAAGCAUAUGCAAAACAAAAUACAUUCCAUGCAUAGUGUCCGAAGAAAAAAGGCUACUUCUCUAUGGCAUACGGAAAUUGUUCACAAAAGCAAAAUAAGGACCUAUGAUGUUCUAAGACUCUGGCAGGCUGAACAAGAAGGCAGAAUAGACACAUUAACCUUCUUUUAACUUUCUUAAAUCAUUACAAUCAGAUUUCAGAACACUGGGGAGAGGGAGCUGUAAAUGCCGUCAGAAAGGAAAAAGCUUGUCUAAAAGUAACAUUCUUCCAGACAGAAUAAAGGCUCAGCAAUCAGAGGAGGAAAGGCACAGUUUAUUAGUAUGGCUCUUGGCCUUGUUUGCAACUGGGAUUAUUUUCCAGGGCCCUGCAGAGAGAUAGGAAGAAGUUACAGCAUCCUGUUCCAGAUUAAGGUGCUUAAACUUUCUCCAGGAGUUAGCUAAGAAUUACCAGAUCAAGGGUUGUCAGCUGCUGCUAGUGCAAGUAAGAAAUGGGACUGGAAGUAAAACAGCAUCUGGAAUGUCUAUUAGCCCUAUUUCACUGGGAAAGGGGAACUGAGAUGUAGCAAAGUCUGUGGCUAGAUUGCAUUCUUCUUUCUGUUAAGGUGACUUUCCUAUUGUCCACAGCAGUUUUUGCUCUUUAAAGUGUAUUUGUGGUAGUAGUGAGUGUUAACGUUUAAGGGCUAUGUGUGACCAAAAUACACGUAGUCUAGAAGAGUUUGUCUGUUACAUUGAAGUUGGUGUCCAAACGAAACAGUGAAUAAGCAUGCUGGAGCACAUCACCUUCGUUUGAGGUGGAACCGCUAGCAGCUAAGUAGAGGGAACAAUGAAUGCUUCUUGUCUUUUUGACCAUAUCUGUUUUUUUCUUGGAGCUAAGGGAGCACAUACAUAGACAUGAAGGUCUAGCACUUGAAAAUUUUAGUGGCAUAAAUUUAGAUAUUCUUAUAAGCAUACUGGACAUAUUUACUUUCUACUGUACUUACAAGUAGCCCAAAGACAUGUUUCAGAAAGCAACUGAAAACUUUUUUGUCAGCUUGUAUGCUUUUAAAUAUUACACAAAGCUUGUGCCUUAAUUUGCCAGUAUGCUAACAUGAGUACAAGUGUACUAAGAUUCAAGGAAUGUGCAACAACAUUUGUAAAAAUCCAAGUUCCAAAUCCAAGAAUCAUCCAACUGCAGGUCCUUAUCUAUGCACCACUAACAUCUGUAAGUAAGGACAACAGUGUCUUCUCUUGUCAACAUUCAUGGCUUCUUUGGAGAGUUAACAUUCUUUUCCUAUAAUAGGGAUUACUUACGUCUUUGAUACAUACCUUCCUGACAGCAAAAAAUACUGUUUGUCUUAAAUUAACUGAACACCAUCCUGACUUUCACAUAGAGAUAAAAAUUGUAUUCAUAUUUUACUCUGAAAUAGUUAAUGUUUGUAAUUCAUAUCAUACAGCUGUUUAAAAUGAAAGGCUUUUUAAAACAUGGGAUAUCUACAGCAACAAAAAAAUAUUAUCAUUCCUGAAGUAGGCAACAGUUCAGUUCAAAAAUAGCAGCUCCCUGGGAGAUGACCAGAAUGAGUUCAUAGGCAUUGAAUAAAUUUAAACACAGAUAUGUGUCUCAGAUCAUUUGAAGUGUUUUCUUAUCAUUGAUUUGGCAGGGUUUGUGGCAUAAUUUGUCAUGCCUCAAUAGUAAUUACUGUAAUUAUACACUUUAGGAAGUGGAAUCCAUGCCAAGUAUACCUAUAGAUAGAAUACUGUUUUUAAGUUUUUGUAAACUUACUGCAGGGGAGUUCACAAACAAAACUGCCAUAUGAUGAAAUUUGAAAGCUAGACAUGGUAUUCAUGAACCAAAGCUGUCAUAUCAGCUUUCUGUGGACUUUUAAUGACUUAAGAAGUCUUGCAUUGUUCAUACCUUAAGACCAGAUACUGGUUAUUUAUUUGGCUUGUUUACCCAAUACUUUGUAUAUUCUAAGGCAGUUACAAAGAAGGGAAACCAGGUCACCUUUGCAAGUACAGUGUUUCAAGUAGAUUCUUGCAUCUGCGCUGUCCCAGCCAGGGGCAAUCCAAGGGGCUUCUAAGUUGUUUAGGCUGUUAAAUGGGAGAGACUCUGAGUAUUGUCUGGGUCAGUUAGAAAUACAAAGUCUGGUACAUGAGAUGGACUUCUACAGCUUAUCUGUAACUUUCAUCUUUUUCCAAAGAAUUACAGUCAUAGUUUCUAAAAAGAUUGUUUUGAAGGCCAGUAAUGCAUCCUUAAUUUAAUUUUUUUUUCAGUAGAAAUUGAGCAUUUGUAGUAGCAUCAGAGUUCAGUCAUCAGUGAAAUCAUUAGGAUUCCUAUGCAUAUGUAUUUCAAUGUUAUAGAAAGUAAAAAAAAUGAAAAGCAUCAUGUCUGAAAACAGAGUUUGCUUCAAUCAAGGCAUGGUCUUGCAGAGUCAACAUUUCACCAAUACAUUCUCUUUUAAAGUGUACAUUUUCAUUAGUUUCCUUUAGCAACUAGUUUCUUUGCAUUUUUGCUUGCUAACUUUAACAAAAACCUGCCUUUUCACAGUGUUAAACACUUUAAAGUUUUUUUGGAAAGUACGUAACCAGAAAGCUUCCAGUAAAAAGUGCUGUUUCAAAAAUAAGCCUCAUCUUUGAACAGAAAACUGUUUAAGGAAAUGUUAGUUUAUUCAUACAUAAGAUUUUCUUUUUUCCUCCAUGUCUUUCUUUGUCUUUUAUGCUUGAUCAAAUGCUACAAGCACAUCCCUAAAACUUACUAUGAAGUUACGAUUUCAUUAUCCCCUCUUUAUUGUGAAGUUAAUAAUAAUAAUAAUAAUAAUAAUAAUAAAUCUUCCUUAGGUUAAAUAGAGCAGUGAAAGCCCAGAGGCAUUUGAAACUGUUUCCCCCAUCCAAGAGAAUUUUCUCAGACACGUUGCUGCAUAGGCAGUAACAACAGUGAUUAAUUACUAGGCUUGCUUCCAGUAUUCUUAUUGUCACAUCCUCUAAAUGCCAGUGCCAUUGACCACUUGCAACUGCAAAAUAUUUGGAGACAAGUUAGUGUCUAAAUAGUGUCAUCAAACAUGAUCCUCAAGAGCAGUAGUCAGUUAGGAAAACAGUUGGUUGUGAUAAGUACUGAUAACUUGUUACAAAAAUGGAAUAAAAAGAAAGAGACUAAUUCAGAGAAUCCAAAAAUGUUUCUUAUGCACUUGUAUUUGUAACAUAAAUUGUAACAUAAAUGUUACAUUUGUAACAUGUAACUAAGCAUAAAGUAAUUGGCUGUUAAACUAAGAGCUCACUAAUUAAUUAUUUUUCCUGAAACACCAGAGGAUACAUGAUAGUGCUGGAAGCAGUCCAGCUAGGAAAGUCAAGAUAAUGUGGAGGGAAGAAUACCUCUACUACCAACCAAGGUACUCUUUAAAUAAUUUUAUUCAUGCAGUCCUUCACUUUCAAGAACAUAGGAUUUUAAUUUGCAAUUAAAAGGCAGAGGUGGAAGUCCACUAUUCCUUAACUUCCAAAUGACCAUCACUUUUUAAGAGUGAUCUAGUAAAUGUCAAACAUAGGCUCUAUUAAAAGUUUUUCUUCUACUUUUCUUCUGCAGAAUUGCUGUAAUAAAUAUGGGGUCCUUAAGCCCUCAUCAGUAAAAACUGUACAAGAAAAAUGCAUCAGCCUCAGAAACCUAUCCAGUUUCUAUAAAAGUAACUCCAAUAAAAGAAUAUUAUUUCUAAUCUGGAGGUCACUUUCUUGUACUAGAAUUGACCCAUGAUAGUUUUUCUUCCUAAAAGCUAAGAAAAAGUUUUAAAAGAUAAAAAUUGCAAGUUGAAAACAUAAAAAUCCUUUCUCGUAUCACAUUUUGAACACUGUCAUUCAAGUAUUGCCACUCUUUCUUUUCUGAAGCUGGUAAAGAGAUUUUGCUUUCCAGCUCUACAUACUUUUCAAUGUUGCAUAUUAGUGCAUUAUUAACACCCAACUUCAGUUUCAGACCAAGGAAGGUAAUAGUCUUUCAACUGAAAGAUAUAGCAAGUUCUGACUAAUAACUCUCAUGAUUCUUUAAAAUCUCAAGUUCAGUAAGCGCAUUCAUUAUGUUUAUGAUACAAAGCACCAUACAGAACAGUUAAUUAUUGGCCUUUUGAGAACAGUACAGGUUAGUACUAAGUUUUAGUUGAUUCUCAGUCACUGCACAACACCAAACAUAUUAAUCCUCCAGAAAGCAUUGCCUUCUCUGGAAAAUAAAGUAUUCCCUGUUUUUGUUAGCACUUAUCAGUACAAUGCCUCUUCUGCUUUACUGUUUUUUAAAUCUUAUAUUUAGCCUAUCCUGUUGCUGUGCGAUUCCCUGAUCAGAUUUUAUUCUUUUUUGCUUGGAAGUUACUCAAGAAUUUGGUGUGAAACUCCACAUGGUAUUUGCUUUUCUCUUGUUAUCAAGAGCAGAAAAGAACACAAGUCAGCCAUGGGUCAACAGAGUUCUCGAUCCUCACCUAACAGCUACUUUGCCUCUUUGCAGGGGAUAUCUGAAAUGGUUCAUAAACUAAACAGUCUGUAUUAUAAAAGACACCUCUUGCCCCUCCUAGAACCAGUAGUUUCUAAGAGUGAGAAAAAAGAAAAUGGGUUAAGGGGCACAGAAAAUAAGUAACAGAUGCAGACGGGGCAAAUAAAAAGAUUUUGUACAAAAAGAUACCACAGUGCAAGCGUGGAUGGGCUCUGUGCUUCCUCCCUCACUGGCAUUUUACCCCCUUCUAAGGCUAGACUGUGCAACUUGAGAAUAAUAAGAUUUUAUUAUCAUUUUCAAGAAUGAGAAGAACACGAACUGUAUUUUCCCUGCUCUUACUAUUCCAUGACUUUAAUGCAUACGUCAAAGAAAGAUAAAUUUUUAAACUAACAUGCUUUUGCAGAAAAUUCGCAUUCUUUUUAUUUGUAUAAGAGAAUCAACAGUUCUCCAAGUUUCAUUCAUCUCUAGUCUCACAUUCAGACUGUUUUAUCUAUGAAGUCAGAGUCAUACUAAGGAGUUUUGCCAAGCUUCAGGAAAUUAUUAGUAUUGUAAGGUGUUUCUCUGCAGAAAUACACUGAGUAGAUCGGGGGUGGAGGGGGAAGUUAGCAUAGGAGUUAGAAGCUACAUGUUGUAUCUUCAAGUGAACAGCUAAUUCAAAAAAAAAAAAAAAAACCUUUGAUUCUAGAAACCAAGUUGUUUUUUAUUCUUUGUCUAUAAAUAAGUUAAAUAAGCAAGAGUGAUUUCUGUAUUUCAGCCUUACUAUUAAUUUGAUAAAAUGAGAGUGCUCCAAGAAAUAUAUUUACUGUUCUAAGGGAAUGCUGUCUCCACCAAUAUGCAAAAGCUACUCUAAUGUCCCUAUAACGCUCUUGUACAUAGAAUUCUAAAUAACUGGAAUAUAUGUCCAAGUGUAGCAUUUAUUAAUUCUGAGUUCUUUCAUUUUCAGGAAGUUGUGUUUUAGAACAUCAGCUAUUCUAGAACACCAUUUUUACAGACAUCAUUUAGGAGGACUUAAAUUUGAUUUUUUUAGUUUUUUUUUUUAUUUUUUUUAUUUUUUUUUUUUAUGGGGGCAGGAGGUGAAGCACUAAUCAGAUUGCAAGCUAGACCCAUUGUUAUUUUGGAGCUGUCUCAGAUUAUAGCUAUAAGAGAGUAUUUCAUUUGUAGAUCUCAGAUUAUAUAUGCCUUCUCUAAAUUAGAAACCAUUGGCUAUAUUUAAAAAAAAAUAGUAAAUAAAAAUACACUUGACUGAGAUUGUAAGAGUGAAAACUUGAAAAAUCUGUGAACUAGCAACAGCUUGCUUUGUGUUCAUACAUAUGAAUCGACAUACAUCUGUGUCCAUACAGUAACUAAGGACACUUAGUAUUACAGGCAAAGGUGGCUUGAAAAAAAGUGUUCCUAAAUUGCCACUAUUUGGAACUGUCAUUUAAUUUUAGAACUAAAAAAGGUGGCAGAUUACCCCAUUCACAGAACUUCAGCUACAUAGCUAAUAACACACACAGCAUGCGUUCUUCCACUGAAACCCUUCAUCAAGUUAAGGCAAUUAUGCUUUUUAAAAGAAAAAUCAGAUCAAUCAGUGGUCAUUCCUAGAUUACAUGCACUGAGGCUAUCAGCAAGUGGUUUCCACCACUAAAAAGUAAGAAAGAGAUCUACACUGUUGUGUUAUACAGCCAGCUCAGUCAUUUUAGUCUUUCUCAACAUGUAAGAAAAUCCAUAAAUAUUAAAUGCAGUAGCAACACAAAAUCCUUGUAUUACUGUUACGUAAACUAGUUCUCCAUGAUCUUGUGCCUCAGUUAGUUAGAAACGAAUCUUUGUGCCCUUUAAGGAGGGGUGCUGUAGGCUAACACCAAGUCUAGCCGGGCUGUACACCAGAAGCCUCUGGCCCUUUGCAUCUCUCAGGCAUUACUGUACACUGAUGGUUCCUCAUACUACAUAUACUCCCCAUUCACUUACUUCAAGAAAGUUACUCUUGUAAAACAAAAGUUCUUAUCCAUCCCUGGUUAUCUCUGACUCAAAAAUAUCAUACUGGUGUUUAGCUUUAUACAGGUGGCAAUGUGUUUGUAUGAAAAACCAAAGCAAUUGCAAAGCCAAGGUGAGGCACAUAGUUGAGUUACGAACCCAGAACACAUCAUGACUUGAUCACACUGUAAAAGACAACGGAUGCCAUUCCCCAGUGCAGAGUUUUAACCCUACACGCACACCACAUGCACCCCCAUUCUGAGACUUGCAAAUUCAAACAAGAUGCAUUGCUAAGUCAGUAAAGUCUGCAGAGCACCUAAUCUUUCAGUGGGCAACUAAGUUGAUAUGGCUUAAUAAAUUUUAAAAUAUCAGUGUUUCAAUUAACCUUUCAUAUAUUUUGAACCGCAGUAUUCUGAAUUAUACAGAAAGGUAGAACUGUACCUUCAUUCCACUCCAGGUUAUCAGUGAAACUACUCAGUUAAAGUAGCCAGUUCAGGUACUUUCAGCCACUCUGACAUGUAGCAUAGAUGCAGCAAGGAUGCCACAGAGAAUGUCUUGCACUCUGUAUGCAAUCUUUUUGUAACAUGCUUAUGCUUGCUACAAAUCACCAAUAAAUCCACUGGAAAUUGGAAGUUUGCUGUAUCCCCAGAGUGGUCAGUUCCUUACAACACCUUAAGCUGUAGUGCUAAAGGAGAGAUAGUGACAACAUUUUUUGUUUGUCACUAUGCAGGCAUAAAUGAAAAGAGAUAUACAAUGGGGACUCUGCAUUAUCUUCCUUCCUUCCAUCUUCUCUUGGUCAUGCCACAGAUUCAGACCCUUCAGUAUACCAACCAGCUAGGACAUGCUUGUUCCCACUGUUAAUUUUUAGUCAUUACCUGUAACUGGCACAACUUAUUUUUUUCCACUGAGCUUCCCACCUAGAUUUUACUAAAAUACUAAAAACAUGAAAUAGGAAAAACUCAGGGUUUAGGCUCAUCACACAGGAGACAGAUUUCUACAAAGAAAGCUUGAGGACUGAAAGCCAAAACCAAACAUAUAGCCUUCCCUCCUGUUAAAAGAUUGUAAGUAAGUUACAUGCAUGUUUGCAAGACAUCUAAAGAUGAAGACUGCUGUUUUUCCAACUACAUAAUUUUCCUUCAUACAAUCAUGGGCAACUGGAGAAGGAGGAGGGGUGUUGACGCAGGAAGAAAGGUUGGUUCAUUGACCCACUAGCAUACACAGAGCUUUUGACUCAUGUAACCUUGAGCUAGGCACGGAUACCAUUUGCAAACGUGUUUAGAUUUUUUUUUCCAGUUUGUGCCAAAGUGUGCACCAGCAAGUUUAAUAUCAGGUAAAGCACCUUUUAUACUCUUUGUUCUUUUUUAAUAAUAUAUUUGUGAAACAGAUCGAUAAUACAUAACACUGGAAAUGGGUGCUUCUUCCCAAAACUACACAUGAAAAAAAAAAAGAAAAAAAAAAGACGUUUGUGAGUUUAUCUGGCUUUUAAGCAAGUCUGAAAUGAUAACUAUAUAAUACAGUUGUCAGUGUUCUCUCCUUUAUAAUUUUAAAUAGAUCUUCAUUUUAACUUUUAUUUAUUUGCCAAUUUUUUUAUAUACUUUAAAGUUACACGUUUGAACUUAAGCUAACUUUUUAUUUUCCUAGGCUGUUACAAAACAGAAUUUCACUAUUCUUGUAAACUGCAGACCAUUUUUGAAUAGCCCCUUGUCUUUUCUGCUGGACCAGUUACCACUAAUGAGUCUGCAGUCCCCUUUUUACUGUACUCUUCCAAUAAAUGUAAAAUAUUUCUA